AACCCUCUUCCUUUCCACUCCAUGCGUCAAACACUUGUAGCAAGUAGCAAUACAUGCCAUUUUAUACAAAAACUACUAAAAUGGUGCCACAAUUUCUGUUCUCAUUUUCACUUAUUCUAUCCUUUCUUCUUCAUUGCCCCCCAACCCUAGCUCAGUCACCAGCUGCAGCCCCAGGACCACCUGGUCCAACCAAUGUCACCAAAAUACUCGAAAAAGGUGGCCAGUUCAGUGUGUUUAUCCGGCUUUUGAAAGCCACUCAAGAGGAUGUCACAUUGAAUGGCCAACUCAACAACACAAACAAUGCUAUAACCAUCUUCGCACCUAGUGACAACGCAUUUUCGAGCCUGAAAUCAGGCACCCUCAACUCCCUAAACGAUCAAGAAAAGGCUGAGUUAGUGCAGUUUCACAUUAUCCCACAAUAUCUAUCAAGUUCCCAAUUCCAGACAGUGAGCAACCCUUUGACCACACAGGCAGGAUCAGGUGGCAGGUUAGAGCUUAAUGUAACCACCACAGGGAACUCAGUGAAUAUAACCACAGGACUUACCAAUACAAGCGUAUCUGGCACUAUAUACACUGAUAACCAGCUAGCUGUUUAUCAGGUUGAUAAGGUGCUCCUUCCUGUCGAUAUUUUUACACCUAAACCUCCUACUCCAGCACCAGCACCUGAAAAACCAAAGAAGAGGUCUAAAGCUGCAGAGAGUCCAGAUGCUCCUGAGGAUAAUUCUGGAGCAGAAAGCUUAACUGUUCUUAAUAAUGUUGUGUUCUUCGGAGUUGGCAUUGUUGCAGUAAUAUUUUCUUUGUGACACAAAAGGUCUUCAUGAGUUUGUUGCAGGGAUUGCUCUCUUUUUCAAGUGGGCUAUGAUUUUGCAGAGUCGGAUCGAAACCGACGAGUGGCGUGAAUAAUUGUUGUUUUCGUCAGUCCCUUUGUACCAUUCUAGUUUAUGUUCAAGAUUGAAUUUUGAGGGUUUUUUUUUUUUGUAUUUCCUUUUCUUUGUUUCUUCGUAGUCCUGUUUUUUCAUUUACAGAUUUCAUGUAUUUUGGAAUCUUGUAACAUUUUCAAAAAUCAAGGUUAUGUAUCAAUUGUUCUUGCUCAAA
Molecule: messenger RNA, 1095 nt
Organism: Populus nigra (black poplar)
Lineage: Eukaryota; Viridiplantae; Streptophyta; Magnoliopsida; Malpighiales; Salicaceae
Product: fasciclin-like arabinogalactan protein 12
Exons: 1
Coding region: 54-803 (249 amino acids)
Source: RefSeq, a predicted model, not a curated record